ACCGUAUCGCGAGAACUGGAAGAGCCUAUGUGACCUGGGCUAAGCGGAAGUUAGGUCUCUUUUUCGUGGCGCCUCGGAGGCGUUCGGCCGCUUCAGAAUGAAGCUGAACAUCUCUUUCCCGGCCACUGGCUGCCAGAAACUCAUUGAAGUGGACGAUGAACGAAAACUUCGUACCUUUUAUGAGAAGCGUAUGGCCACAGAAGUUGCUGCUGACGCUCUGGGUGAAGAAUGGAAGGGUUAUGUGGUCCGAAUCAGUGGUGGGAACGACAGACAGGGUUUCCCCAUGAAGCAGGGUGUCUUGACCCAUGGCCGAGUCCGCCUGCUACUGAGUAAGGGGCAUUCCUGUUACAGACCAAGGAGGACUGGAGAAAGAAAGCGCAAAUCUGUACGGGGUUGCAUUGUGGAUGCCAAUCUGAGCGUUCUCAAUUUGGUCAUUGUAAAAAAAGGGGAGAAGGAUAUUCCUGGACUCACUGAUACUACUGUGCCUCGUCGCCUGGGGCCCAAAAGAGCUAGCAGAAUCCGCAAACUUUUCAAUCUCUCUAAAGAAGAUGAUGUCCGCCAGUAUGUUGUGAGAAAGCCCCUAAACAAAGAAGGUAAGAAACCUAGGACCAAAGCACCCAAGAUUCAGCGUCUUGUUACUCCACGUGUUCUGCAACACAAACGUCGGCGGAUUGCUCUGAAGAAACAGCGUACUAAGAAAAAUAAGGAAGAGGCUGCAGAAUAUGCUAAACUUUUGGCCAAGAGAAUGAAGGAGGCCAAAGAAAAACGCCAGGAACAGAUUGCCAAGAGACGGAGGCUGUCCUCUCUGAGAGCUUCUACUUCUAAGUCUGAGUCCAGUCAAAAAUGAGGUGUUCUAAGAGUAACAAAUAAAUAAGAUCAGACAUCACAUCUCCUUUAUUGACUUUUAAUUGAUGAUAAAAUAAACGAAGGUCGAGAAACUUAUAGAAGAGGAGGUACUGUAUAAUCUAGUGGUAGGUAAAGUCUGCAAGAGAUACCUGAAAGUGAUAAUCCUUCAGAUUCAGACACUGAGACUGAACUGUGAUUGAUAGUGGAAGAGAUGGCCAGGACAGAGUUUCUUUGGUGGGUGGCUCAGGAAAGGACUCUUAGCAUGUUCAUUGGCUUUUUAGCAAGGCAUGGAACAAUACAGGGGAAAUAAAUGACUAGGACUAUUAA
Eubalaena glacialis (North Atlantic right whale) is the source of this 1173-nucleotide messenger RNA. RefSeq names its product ribosomal protein S6 (gene RPS6). Gene Ontology annotation, molecular function: structural constituent of ribosome. Bases 98 to 847 code for a protein of 249 amino acids. NCBI's taxonomy places the organism in Eukaryota, Metazoa, Chordata, Mammalia, Artiodactyla, Balaenidae. Gene Ontology annotation, biological process: translation. The record is from RefSeq and is a predicted model, not a curated record. Gene Ontology annotation, cellular component: ribosome. The transcript has 6 exons.